CCGGCGUGGAUACGGCCGCCGGGAACGAUGUUCAUCGUCGAUGGGUUCGAGUACGCGGCGUCGAGCGAAGCGCGGUGCGAACACUGGUUUCUGACGCACUUUCACGCGGAUCAUCACCGCGGGUUGACGCGAACGUUCGAUCGCGGCGUCGUGUACGGAACGCGGACGACGACGGAGUUGGUGCGAACGAAGAUCGGGGUGCCGCGCGAACGGUUGCGCGUGGUUGAGUUCGGCGUCGUCGUGCGCGUGGAUGGCGUGGACGUGACGUUCUUGCGCGCGAAUCAUUGCCCGGGAGCGGCGAUGAUUUGUUUCGAGUUUCCGCAUCGGCGCGACGCGUCGCCGGUGUUGCACACGGGAGAUUUUAGAUUUCACGACGGCAUGCGGAACGAUCCGACGCUUUUGCGGAUCACGAGCGAUCCUUCGGCGCCGAGGCCGAUAUUGAUCCUCGACACGACGUAUUGUUCGCUCGAACACGACGAUUUUCCGACGCAAGAGCGCGUGUUGAAAGCCGUUCGCGACGCCGUGGUGCACGAGGACUUGCUCUCGACGCGCAAGUUGUUCUUGUUCGGGACGUACACGAUCGGAAAAGAGAAAGUGUUUUUAGAAGCUGCAAAGGUGUUGAAUCGCAAGGUGUACAUCGGAAAGGCGAAGCGAAGCGUCAUGGACGCCAUAGCGCUCGAUCCCGAGGAGAGAAGCGCCAUGACGCACGACGACUCGAAAACAAACUUGCACGUCGUUCCGAUGGGCUCGACGAGUUUCAUGAAGAUGGCGUCCAUUUUGAAGUAUUAUAAAAGUCGAUUCGACACCGUUAUCGCGUUUCGUCCGACGGGUUGGACGUUUAGCGCGCAGAAGAAAACGGCGAGAGCAACGUCGCGAAGGCAGCGCGGGAGGCUGAUUCAAUACGGUUUGCCGUACUCCGAACACUCGAGCCUGAACGAGUUACGCGAGUUUGUGCGCUUCAUGAACCCAAAGUUCAUUUUCCCGCACGUCAACAACGACGGCGGCGAAAACGCGAAGAGAAUGCUAACGCUGCUUCGC
Molecule: messenger RNA, 1038 nt
Organism: Ostreococcus lucimarinus CCE9901
Lineage: Eukaryota; Viridiplantae; Chlorophyta; Mamiellophyceae; Mamiellales; Bathycoccaceae
Exons: 1
Biological process (GO): double-strand break repair via nonhomologous end joining; interstrand cross-link repair; protection from non-homologous end joining at telomere
Molecular function (GO): damaged DNA binding; 5'-3' DNA exonuclease activity
Source: RefSeq, a predicted model, not a curated record